Molecule: messenger RNA, 1240 nt
Organism: Oppia nitens
Lineage: Eukaryota; Metazoa; Arthropoda; Arachnida; Sarcoptiformes; Oppiidae
Gene: NC2alpha
Product: dr1-associated corepressor-like
Exons: 6
Coding region: 338-1180 (280 amino acids)
Biological process (GO): transcription by RNA polymerase II; negative regulation of transcription by RNA polymerase II; positive regulation of transcription by RNA polymerase II
Cellular component (GO): nucleus; negative cofactor 2 complex
Molecular function (GO): protein heterodimerization activity; RNA polymerase II general transcription initiation factor activity; transcription corepressor activity
Source: RefSeq, a predicted model, not a curated record
UGAUGAUUAUAAAACUAUAUACAGAAACUUACUACAGUUUUUAUAGGAAAAUAUGGGGAAUUUAAAGUACUAGUACGUAUACAUUACUUGUACUGUACUGUACUCUAUAAUGUGUUGACUGUAUCGACACAAACAACAACAACAACAACAACACAGUAGUAAUCAUCAAACAGUUGGUCACAACAACAACAACAACAAUAACAACAUCACCGACACAUCACAUCUGUCAUCAGUGACGACACCAUCAACAUCUGUGUUGUAUCUGUCAAUCAACUGAUCCCAUAAACAGCUGUCUAUCUGUCUGUCAUUCAUAUCGAAGUAGAAGAGGAAGGAAGGAAUGCCGUCAAAGAAAAAGAAGUACAACAGUCGGUUCCCGCCGGCGAGGAUCAAGAAGAUAAUGCAAUCGGACGACGAGGUCGGCAAAGUGGCACAAGUGGUACCAAUUAUCAUAUCCAAAGCACUCGAGAUGUUUGUCCAAUCGCUGCUUCACUCGUCCUCAGCGAUCACCCGAAGUCGUAACGCACGUACACUAACACCUAAUCACAUUAAGGCCUCGAUUCUUGGCGACCAACACUUUCAGUUUUUGCGAGAUAUUGCUCAGUCCAUACCCGACGUUAAUCCCGGAGCCGAUCAGGACGAGGACGAAUCGUUUGCUGUGAACACUGGCGGCGGCGGCAAUACUACUACGAGUUCAACGCAACCGCCGCCGCGUCGACAACUUUCGAGUAGCAGUGGUGGUGGUGGCCAACAAUUGUUGUCUGCUUCGGGUCAGGCGGCAGCCACUGGAUUUCGUAGACGAGGUCGUCCACGAAAAAAACUGAAUGAAUUAUCGGCACAGUCUUGGGUAUCGACUUUUGACGAUCAGGAAGAGGAUGAAGAGUCUGACGAUGAGGACGACGACGAAGAGGAAAGCGAUGACGAAGAGGACAGUCCUCUGUCUAUUAAUAAUAAUAUUAGUAAUAUUAGUAAUAAUAUGAAUAAUACAAAUGUUGUCAAUGAUAUAAAUAUAAAUAAUAAUAAUAAUAUCACAAGUGGUGGUCCAUCAGGUGCUGCAUCAGUCAUCACCAUUAAUAGACAUCAUAACCAGCAAUCGAUGGCCACAUCCAUUUCUUCGGCGGCGACGACGACGUCAUCACUAAAUACUCAGACCAUCGAUGAAGACGACGAUUAUGACAACUAAAUUGAUUUUUUAAUUUAAUUAAUUUAAUACAAUUAUAUCGGAUAUUAUUACAUAUUAUUA